GUUGCUUUCACUUCUCAUUGUCCCGGGGUUUCAUCAAAACCGCACUCCCUUCCGAUUCCGACACCGCUCUCCCAUCAGCCCCUCAACCCGACCCGAUUUCAAACCUCUCACAUAGAUCCGAUCCAAUUCACUGAUCCUCCGCAAAAUUCAAAUCCCCGGGCGACUCCAGCUCACUCCAAUUCUUCCGUUCAACGCCGCUGUCUCGCCGGAGCUUCUUCCCUCGGCUUCCGAAGACUCAAUUCUCUCGCUGCUCAUCAGUUCUCAGCUCAAAUUUCUCUGCGUGCGGCGUCUUUUCGGUUCCAGCUAGCAACGAAGGGCUGCUCGAUUGGAGAUGACGUCGGGGACGCGAAUGCCGACGUGGAAGGAGAGAGAGAACAACAAGAGAAGAGAGAGGAGGCGGAGGGCCAUAGCGGCGAAGAUCUUUGCCGGCCUGAGAUUGUACGGCAACUACAAGCUCCCCAAGCACUGCGACAACAAUGAGGUCCUCAAGGCUCUCUGCGACGAAGCCGGUUGGACCGUCGAAUUGGACGGCACCACUUACCGCAAGGGAUGCAAGCCGGUCGAACAGAUGGACGUGAUGGGUGGAUCCACAUUAGCUAGCCCAAGCUCGUCUUUCCUCCAAAGUAAUCGUGCUUCCUACAAUCCAAGCCCAGGCUCUUCCUCCAUCCCUAGCCCAACAUCAUCUUCCUAUGCUGCUAACCAGAAUGCUGAUGGCAGAUCCCUUAUCCCAUGGCUCAAAAAUCUCUCCUCUGCAUCCUCUUCAGCCUCCUCUUCCAAACUACCGAACCUCUACAUCCAUGGUGGCUCUAUCAGUGCUCCUGUUACCCCUCCAUUAAGCUCCCCAACUGCCAGGACACCGAGAAUGAGAACUGACUGGGAUGACCAGUCUGCUCGGACAGGCUGGGCUGGGCAGCAAUUCCCCUUCCUGCCAUCUUCUACUCCACCAAGCCCUGGACAGCAGAUUGUUCCUGAUCCAGAAUGGUUUGCUGGGAUUCCGGUUCCCCGUGGACCCAAUUCUCCAACAUUCAGCCUUGUCUCUUCAAACCCAUUUGGGUUUAAGGACGAGGUUUUAGCCGGUGCUGGAUCCCGCAUGUGGACUCCCGGGCAAAGUGGGACAUGUUCUCCUGCCAUUGCAGCUGGCUCUGAUCACACUGCUGACAUCCCCAUGUCCGAGGUGAUUUCUGAUGAGUUUGCAUUUGGAUGCAAUACAACAGGGCUGGUUAAGGCAUGGGAAGGAGAGAAGAUUCAUGAAGAGUGUGGAUCCGAUGACCUGGAGCUCACUCUUGGGAGCUCAAGAACAAGGUAAAGGACUGCACAAAGCGAAUUUGUAUCAUGUUACGUCGCAUCUAAAGGACUGCGCAAAGUGAAGAUCACUUGUUAUAGAACGAACUUUAAUUCCUUGUCUGUGCUAUUCCAGAUAAAAGGGAGAGAAAAAGGAAUCAAGGUGAGUUUAACCCGUCACUCCUUUCUAUUUAUUUUUUAAUUCUUCGUUUCCUAAUGUUUGUCCGGAGUCAUAUUUAGUUAGUCAUUUUGAGGUGCUGAAUGGUUAUACAACCCUUUGGUCAUUGUUUCUUAGAACAACCUAAGUUUGAUUGGAAGGAAUCCAUGUACAUGUAUGAAUUGGCUGCUGCCUGUGGUUUCCCAUUGAAAUUACUGUUCAACGACCAAAGGGGAUUUAGGCUAUAGCUCAAUUGCCAAACCUUUUUCCAAGAGUGAAUAGAUUUAUAGUGCUCUCUUCCA
Messenger RNA from Pyrus x bretschneideri (Chinese white pear), 1740 nucleotides. RefSeq names its product BES1/BZR1 homolog protein 4-like. Gene Ontology annotation, molecular function: DNA-binding transcription factor activity. Bases 332 to 1306 code for a protein of 324 amino acids. Gene Ontology annotation, biological process: DNA-templated transcription; brassinosteroid mediated signaling pathway. Lineage: Eukaryota; Viridiplantae; Streptophyta; Magnoliopsida; Rosales; Rosaceae. The transcript has 3 exons. The record is from RefSeq and is a predicted model, not a curated record.